AUGAUAGCGCACGGUAUUCGCGCGAACCUGGUGAACGCCGCGAACUCCGCGAACCCGCGCACCCGCGAACCCGCGAACCCGGCGAACCCGCAAACCCGCGGACCUGCGAGCCCGCGAACCCGCGAACCCGUGAACCCGCGAACGCGGCAAACGCCGCAAACGCCGCGAACGCCGCGAAUUCGCGAACCCGUGAACUCGCGAACCCGCGAACGCCGCGAACCCGUGAACCCGCGAACACCGCGAACCCGCGGACCCGCGAACUCGCGAACCCGCGAACCCGCGAACCCGCGAACCCGCGAACACGCGAACCUGCGAACCCGCGAAUCCCCGGACCCGCGAACACGCGAACCCGCGAACACGCGAACCCGGGAACCCGGGAACCCGCGAAGUCGCGAACGCCACGAACCCGCAAACCCGCGAACCCACGAACCCGCGGACCCGCGAACCUGUGAACCCGCGAACCCGGAUUCGCCAAGCCGCGAACCCGCGGACCCCGCGAACUCGGCGAACACGGAGCUGCUGCCCCAUCCUUUCCGAGAAGGCCGCCGGGUCUCGAACCGCAAGACGAUCCAGGUGUUGCUGCUCCGGAAGGUUCGAGCCGACCUACCAGACGUCAUCCUCAAGCUCAUUGCCUGGGAUGCCGUCGACAAGGCAAGCGAGGUCGACUUCAACACCGCUUCCCUCCGGACUUUAGCGGAGGCCUGGGCGAAGCAAGAGAGAACGCAGAGAGACGGCGUUCUCCGCAAGUUCCUCGUUCACCGCGGUCAUGCCGCUGAACCCACCAAGGAGCCCGUCUGGUUGGACUUCAGCCGCAUUCUUGAUCAAGGCAAUAGUGACCUCGAGCUGGUCAAAGUCACGACCCUUCCUUCGAAGACUUUCGAUGGCCCCGCCUCCUCGAUGGAUGCAAAACUGGCGAGCUCUGAUGACGGCGGUUCGGGCGGCCGAGAUGGUGCUGAUCCGCUUCCUGCUUCAACGGCCAUCGUCGCAGCGACUGCCGCUGCCACAGCCAUCGGACAAUGCUUCAGCCCGACGGCCGGCUUGGGCAGUCAAGGCGCUCCCCAUUCCGGAAGCCUCAGCGAGUUCGACUACACCGGCGACCACCUGAAGCCAAAGGCCGCACCAAAGAGCGUCAAGACACGCAAGGCCCAAGAUGCAGUGGAGGAGCAAGCCGAGGAGAGCGAGGACUACGACUGGGCCUUGGACUUGGAGCGCGAGGUCCACGCCUACGACGUCCUCCCGGUCCACCGCGACAUCCAUGGUGUCUAUGGCCUCAAUGCCUUGCAACCCUUCGAGCGCAAGCUUGGCUAUGACCUGACAGACCUCGAGACCAUUGCAGUUUUGAAAAAUGCCAUCUACCAGUUCAAACCUUUGUGUGUUCUGGUCGAGUGGCCCUGCGCGCUAUGGACGCUGUUCAACGAGAACCUGAACUACACGCGCCGGAUGUCCGAGUUGGCGACACUUCGAGAGGAAGAACGCCCCUUGGUCAGCCUGGGCGCGUGGGCUUGUGAAGAGCAGUCCCGACUUUUUCUUGGAGAAAAUCCGCUGAGGUCGAGACUGUGGCGUGAAAACUGUGUCCAGAAGCUGCUUGACCUGCCGGCGCAUGGUGCUGAGACGAGCAAGGGCGAGCCGAUCGUGAAACCGCAUCGGUGGAUCACGAACUCCGACUUCCUGGCAGACAACCUGUCCAAGAAGAUGACCGCCGACCAAAAGCAGUACUGCGUGACAGUCGAGGGCCAGGAGACUGAGCGCUCGGGCGAGUACUGCGACGGCCUUGUCGACGCCAUCCUCAACGGCAUCUACCAGGAAGCCAGAAGGAGGAAUCCGGCCCGAUUCACCAAAAAGACCCACGACGUGAUGUUUGCCCGACCUGCUCCUGACGCCGAGGCAUGGAAGUCACUGCUAGAUGACGUGGAGUCACGCUUCACGAACAGCAACAAGAAGCCGUUCACUUUGCCCGACAACGACCCGAUGAUGAAGGCCAUUAAGGAGCUGGUUGCUUGGGAGAUCACUCGGGUACAAGCUGCGUGGCUGCCACUUGCCCGACGACUACCUCAGGAGUUUCCUUACACUCACCGCGGAGCCGCACUGAGGCUUACGUCUGGCGACUUCCAGCUAGACCUCGGAGUACAAGAACAACCUCCACCUCUACCUGGCGAGCAGGUUGAAGCCACACCUUCCCAAAGGCAACUUCGAUUGGCUGGCUUCGAUACCGAAAUCUGGUUCGAGGAUCCGCCGCGGGAAGUUGACCGAAAGCUUCAAUAUUCGCUUGGGCGGCUCCACGUCAACAUGGGCCACGCCCCCAAAGCUGAACUCGUGAGGAUGCUUGCUGCAGCCGGCAACUUGAGCAAGAAGGUCCUCGCAGGCCUCGACUGCCUAAGGUGUGGGGGCUGCAUACGUACCCGCCAACCACGACCUCCGCCUACCUCUUCGACCUCAAGCAACUACUCCGGCUACUUCGGCGAGGUUCUCCAGUCCGAUGUGGUCUACCUUCGGAUGAUUAAUGGCGAGAACGUGCCCGUCCUCGGCAUCACCUGCGAAGCAACCUCGUAUCAUUCUGCUAAGGUCCUGGAGUCAAGACAGCCAGCACAUGUGCUAGCAACUUUGUUGGAAAUAUGGUACCGACCUCUUGGUCUACCUCUGCGCUUCAAGACGGACCCCGGCGGCGAGUUUGGCGGUGAAGUCACGACCUUCCACAUGCGCCACGGCAUUCUCCACGAGACAGUUCCUGCCGAAACCCACUUCCGCGUCGGCAAGAUUGAGCGCCGCAAUGCUUUGAUGAGGAGCCUUGUUGAGCGCGUGGUAGACGAACGUGGCGUGGCCAAGAGAGAGGAGCUGGACCAGUGCCUGGUCGCCGUGCUUCGCACCAUCAACUCGUGCACCUUCUCCCACGAUCGGUCACCAGCACAAGCAGUGUUUGGACGUGUGGCGCGGCCCCUUGGAGACUUGGUGAGCGACCACGCGGUCGCGUUCUGGCGGUGGUCUGGACGGUCGAGGCAGCACAAACGGGGCGCCUGGGCGUUAGCAAGGUUUGUGUCCCGCGAUCCCGACAACAAGUCUGUCUGGCUCCAAGUCAACACCACGACCGUGAAGGUUGCCAACAACCAAAUUCGUGUGGCGUGUGGUUGGGAAGAGUGGACCCCCUCGCACGACGACAUCGCCAUCCUCAAAGACGCUGAGCGGAACCUCCGCGACAACCUCUGGGAGGACCAACGAGAAGAGCCUCCCGCCGCCUUAGAGGAAGCAACGGCAGAGCUUGCAAGCCAACUUCCUCUACGACCAGCACCUCUACCAGUACGGGAACAAGACUACUGGAGGUACGCCGACGACCGUGCCAUUCGCGUGCACGUGAUCCCUCGCUACGAGCUCUACGUUCCCGAGCCCCACGAGUGCGACUUCGACGUCAACGACCUGGCGGAUGCCUCCACGAGCACCAGGAGCAACCAGAGGAAGACCAAUGGCGAGAUCCUCGGUGCGCACGGACAUACGACGACACUUGGACAGGAACGUCAACUUUCUUUUGGAAAAAGAAUCCAGCUGAACUGCCUCGAGCUCUACGUGUACCAACCUAGUCACUGCAGCAACCACAGCGACUACCAGUACAACCACGCGUACCGACACGGUACCUGCUUCGCCAGGGAGAAUGCCAUCAUCGCCGGCGAAACCGCCAACGUGCAGGACCUCAGUCACAACGAGCUGCCGUCAGUCGGCAACAACGACAACGUCAACCUGGAACAACGACUUCCAGUACCUGCGGGUCAACCGCAACCUACCAUGGACGAUCCACGUGCCUCAGCUUCAGACGCACAAGCACCUCCUGAACCACUACCACAACUGCCGCAAAAGAGAACAGCAGACGUCCUGCUCAGCCACGUCCUGUUCCAGAGCGGGGUGUUCGAACUUUGUGUGGACGACUUCGGGGAGGCAAUCCUUCAGAGAGGCGACGAGAUGAUCGAUAUGCCACUGCCCUUUCAUACUGAGCACCAUUACCAGUGCUAUCUCGCGAGCAAGCAGCGCAUUCGAGACCUCCAAGCUGACGGCGUCAACGAAGACUUCACCCGUGAGGAUGGCUCUUCUUCCGAGGAUGAGGUGAAGACGGUGUCCAACAAUCGGAAUCAGACCUCUCUCCCGACCCGAAGCGGAGAAAGCAGCGACCCCAAGCUUUCCAAGCGAGUCCUCAAGUCCCGAGCCGCCUACCGCGACAAGAACAAGGGCCUCGGCGAAGUCAAGGCAAAGUGCAGAGUGGUCUUGAUCGGAUGCAAUGAUCCAGACAUCUUCAGUGUGUCCAGAGAUUCGCCGACCCCUUCGAGACUUUCAGAAGCAAUCGUCCUUGCCAUUGCCACCGCAGGCCGGAACAGAGAGGUGAACGGCGAUGGUGGUCUGUGGAAACUGUGGCUGUCGGAUGCGAAAUCCGCCUUCCUGCAGGGAGAACAGAAUCGUGAAGAACGUGGAGGACCGAUCUUCAUGAGACCACCUCGCGACCCUGUCAUCGAUGAAGUGGGAGCCUACAGUGCCCCCCUCUACGAAGUCCUUGGGCCGUAUCACGAGCUCUUUGACAUCGACCUCUUGGAGGGGAUGUUCACCUGGGGUUCAGUGACUGUCAUCGACGAGGACCACCCCGGAGUCUAUAGAGGCAAGGAGAUCGAACUCGUGCAGGAGAACGGCCGCUUCAAGUACCAAGUCACCCAGACCGCGUUCAUCGACGGCAUGGACUCCGGCCGACUUCCGCGAAGACGCGCGAAGGAAGAUGAAAAGCUAACACCUUCCGAGUGGCAGGAGUUCAGGAGCAUCUCCGGUUCACUUCAGUGGUUGUCUUCCCAGACCAGGCCCGAGCUGGGACCUGUGGUCAGCUUGAGCAACCUACCUCGACCUCAAAAGGCUCUACGAGACCGUCGAGUCGAGUACGUGCGUGCCACAAGGAAGGUUGGGAUCACCUACCAAGACGUGCCCUUCGACCGUUCGAGCACGCUGGUGACCUUCAGUGAUUCCAGCUGGGCGAACAACAGUUCAAGCUUGAAGUCUCAGUUUGGGCUCCUUGUGCUCCUGACACGUCCCCAGGUGACAGAGGUGCCCAUGGUCGGCGCACUGCUCGACUGGCGGUCAGGGCGUUCUUCAAGGGUGUGCAGGAGCACACUGGCUGCGGAGGCAUGCGCCAGUGAUGAAGGCGCAGACCGUGCCGCCAUGGCCAACUACAUGAUCUCGGAGCUCCUCUAUGGCGAGCCUGCUUUUCGAGUUGGGCUUCGCGUUCACAGUCUUCUGGUGACGGAUGCCAAGUCCCUGUACGACUGUGUAGUGGCAGAAAAUCCAAAUCUCUCCGACAAACGGAGCCUGGUGAAUAUCAGGAGCGUCCAAGAGACGGUCUCUCCGCGCCAGAUGCACUGGGUGCCAACGGAGUUGAUGAGGGCGGAUGCUCUCACGAAGCUGGACAGUUCGUUGCUUGUGGAGUUCACGAAGUGGUUGGUCAAGCCGAUCAUCCAGUUGAAGGAGCUUGCUUUGGGCAAAAAGAAAGAUAGUAUCAGUGAGAAAUCUGUUUCUAUGAGCACUGCUUCCCGCUAA
Symbiodinium pilosum is the source of this 5553-nucleotide messenger RNA. The record is from the annotation of a GenBank genome assembly. NCBI's taxonomy places the organism in Eukaryota, Dinophyceae, Suessiales, Symbiodiniaceae.